CUAAGAAAUGGCAUCCCUUGUUCUCGCACUAAAACAAUAAAAAAGGAUUUCCCUCUUAAUCUUCUUCUUCCCCAACUUCUUACCUUAUCGUUGAGAAAUGAAAGCUUUUGACAUGGCGACCUGUUUUGACGACACCUUAUUGGACUUCACCUCCGACGUCGGAGAAGAAGAAGACGAAGGAGACAACAACAAAUCCUCAAAGAUUAACUCUUCCUCCUCCUCUUCUCUUAACCGUAACAACUCUUCUUUUUCAGAAUUUGCGGAGGAAGAACCGGAAUGGUUAUCAAACAAGGAUGCAUUUCCAGCAGUGGAGACGUCGUUUGUGGAUGUUAUAGCGACGGCGACAAACCAGCGGAGCUCGAUGUCAGUAACCUUAACAAACAGUAACAUCGUAAUGUAUUGUGUAGGCAACGUCAAGAUCCCGGUAAAAGCGAGGUCGAAGCGUCUCCGCAAAUGUAGGGAGCAGGGGAACAGAUGGUGGUGGGUUCAUGAGAAAGUGACCACCACCACAGCCAAGGGGAACCAUUGGAGGAGCAUGGGAAGGAAAUGUCAGCAUUGUGGUGCCGAAAAGACACCGCAAUGGAGGGCAGGGCCACUCGGGCCUAAAACGCUCUGCAAUGCUUGUGGAGUGAGGUAUAAGUCGGGGCGUUUGGUGCCAGAGUAUCGUCCGGCAAGCAGCCCAACGUUUUCAAGUAAGUUGCAUUCGAAUUCACAUAAGAAGAUAUUGGAAAUGAGGAGGCAUAAGCAGUUAUAGUCUUAUGGUGAGCUUGAGCACUGCCUUCUUUUCCCCUCUCAAUCACUUUUUUAAAAUUUUGGGUCUCUCUUUUUUCCUUUUAUUUUUUUUAAGUUAGUUUAGGAGUUUGGUUGUAAUGGGUUUGGAUGAUAUUAGUGAAAGUUACUCCUUUUUUUCUUCUGUUUUUGAUGAAAUUGCAAACCUAUUUGGCAAGUUUUGACUUUAGUGUGUUUUGGUUGGUUGAUUAGGAGGGAAAAAGAAAAAUGGUGGUAUAACUUUUAAUUGCCUUUGUCUAUUGUUUGAAUACUUUUUGGUCAAAAUGUGGGUGUGUUUGCUUGGGAAAUGGGAAAGUUUCCGUACAAGGUUGUAAGAAUCGGGUAAU
Molecule: messenger RNA, 1115 nt
Organism: Hibiscus syriacus
Lineage: Eukaryota; Viridiplantae; Streptophyta; Magnoliopsida; Malvales; Malvaceae
Product: GATA transcription factor 1-like
Exons: 2
Coding region: 98-754 (218 amino acids)
Biological process (GO): regulation of DNA-templated transcription
Molecular function (GO): sequence-specific DNA binding; zinc ion binding
Source: RefSeq, a predicted model, not a curated record